UUGGUGGAGGCUUGCUGUUAUUUUCUGACGCUGUGUUUUUUUUCGAUUUGUAGUAUUGGUGUCGUUCAACCAUACCAUUCGGGAACCAUAAAUCGGAGUUCUAAAGAUGAAUUCCAGCGUCGACCUAUCCAGGCGCAAUCCGCAGGAGGAUUUCGAGCUAAUUCAGCGGAUAGGAAGUGGCACAUACGGAGAUGUCUACAAGGCCCGUAAUGUCAACACCGGCGAACUGGCUGCCAUUAAAGUUAUUAAGCUGGAACCUGGUGAGGACUUUGAGGUGGUGCAGCAGGAGAUCAUUGUGAUGAAGGACUGCAAACACUCCAACAUCGUGGCCUACUUCGGCAGCUAUCUCCGGAGAGAUAAAUUAUGGAUCAGCAUGGAGUACUGCGGAGGAGGAUCUCUGCAGGAUAUUUAUCACGUGACUGGGCCUCUGUCCGAGUCUCAGAUUGCGUAUAUGUCACGGGAAACCCUUCAGGGUUUGUACUAUCUCCACAACAAAGGCAAAAUGCACAGAGACAUUAAGGGAGCAAAUAUUCUAUUGACAGACAACGGCUAUGUGAAAUUAGCUGACUUUGGUGUAUCAGCACAGAUCACUGCCACGCUGGCUAAGAGGAAGUCCUUCAUUGGAACUCCAUACUGGAUGGCUCCAGAGGUGGCAGCAGUGGAGAGGAAGGGAGGCUACAACCAGCUGUGUGAUAUCUGGGCCGUGGGCAUCACUGCCAUUGAGCUGGCCGAGCUGCAGCCUCCUAUGUUUGACCUGCACCCCAUGAGGGCCCUUUUCUUGAUGACAAAGAGUAAUUUCCAGCCGCCCAAAUUGAAAGACAAAGUGAAGUGGGGAAAUAAUUUCCAUCAUUUUGUCAAAUUGUCCCUGACGAAAAAUCCCAAGAAGAGGCCAACAGCAGAGAAACUGUUACAGCACCCAUUUGUGUCACAGCCUCUCAGUCGAACCCUGGCCAUCGAGCUGCUGGACAAAGCCAACAACCCAGACCACACCACAUACAAUGACUUUGAUGAUGACGACCCUGAACCAGAGUCUCCAGUGUCUGUUCCCCAUCGGAUUCGCUCCACCAGCAGGAGCACCAGGGAAGGGAAGACGCUGUCUGAGAUCACCUUUGGCCAGGUGAAGUUUGACCCCCCGUUGAGGAAGGAGACAGAGCCCCAUCAUGAGCUGGAUCUUCAACGGGACUAUGGACAUGAAUCUCCAAGCCUGGUGGGAGGGAACAACAAACACAGUACCAUCAUGAGGCCGAAAGUCCCACCCCCACUUCCCCCCAAGCCCAAAUCUAUCUGUCCGCCCCAGGAGAGCCCGUCCCAGGGAGAGGAUGAUGUAGGCGGAGGGGGGACCAUCAAGCGCUGCCCCGUACCCGAGAGCCCCGCACGACCCGCCUCAAAUGUACCCCCCCGCCCUCCACCCCCACGCCUGCCCCCCCUCAGACGCAGUAGCCUAGGUAAUGGAUUGAGCUCUCACCAGAAUGGAGAAAAGGACAGUGCUGCAGAGAGGCAGUCCACCAUGCCCCCUAGUGUCCCCAUACGGAAAGACAAGAAGGACAUUCCAAAGCCAAUCAGUAAUGGUCUCCCACCCACACCCAAGGUCCAUAUGGGGGCCUGUUUCUCCAAGGUGUUCAACGGCUGCCCGUUGAAAAUCCACUGUGCCACGUCCUGGAUCAACCCAGACACCAGAGACCAAUAUUUGAUAUUUGGUGCUGAGGAGGGGAUCUACACUUUAAACCUGAAUGAACUGCACGAGACGUCAAUGGAGCAGCUCUUUCCCCGGCGUUGCACUUGGCUUUAUGUUAUGAACAACUGCUUGCUCUCUAUAUCCGGAAAAGCCUCCCAGCUCUACUCUCAUAACGUAGCUGGUCUGUUCGAGCAUGCCCGGCAAAUGCAGAAGUUACCCAUGGCCAUUCCCACACACAAACUCCCAGACAAAAUGAUUCCAAGGAAGUUUGCCGUAUCUAAUAAGAUUCCAGAUACAAAAGGUUGCCAAAAGUGCUGUGUGGUGAGGAACCCAUACAGCGGUCACAAGUACCUGUGUGGAGCGUUCCAGUCCAGUGUGGUUCUGCUGGAGUGGGUGGAGCCCAUGCAGAAGUUCAUGCUCAUCAAGAACAUCGACUUCCCCCUGCCCUGUCCUCUGGAGGUGUUUGAGAUGCUGGUGGUACCAGAGCAGCAGUACCCUCUCAUCUGUGUGGCCGUCAGCAAGGGCACCGAGCUCAGCCAAGUGGUCCGCUUCGGAACGGUCAACCCCAACUCAACAUCCUCCUGGUUCACAGAGGCCGAUACGCCCCAGACGUGUGUCAUCCACGUCACCCAGUUGGAGAGGGACACCAUAUUAGUUUGUCUCGACAGGUGUAUAAAGAUAGUGAACCUACAGGGACGGUUGAAGUCAAGCAGGAAGUUAUCUGCUGAGCUGACGUUUAACUUCCAGAUCGAGGCGAUAGUGUGUCUCCAAGAUAGCGUUCUGGCGUUUUGGAGGCAUGGUAUGCAAGGGCGGAGUUUCAAGACCAAUGAGAUCACCCAGGAGAUCUCUGAUAACACACGGAUCUUCAGACUGCUGGGAUCUGACAGAGUGGUGGUGCUGGAAAGCAGGCCGACAGACAACCCCACAGCACCCAGCAACCUCUACAUCCUGGCUGGACACGAGAACAGCUACUGAUCAAACUGCACAGCAUCCUGGGAACACAAGUAACAAACACCUGGAUGACUUCUAUAUGAUUUCAACCACUGCUAGCAUCUCAGCUCACACCACACAAGUGCUUAAUUGACCUGUAUUUAAUUGAUGUAAAUAUAAAUGUAGUAUUUUUUUGCAGAAAGGUACCCUGGCUACUCUGGGGUUGUACACUAAAGACUGGUCAUGUAGAUACGUGUGCAUAGGUAUUCUGUACAGUUAUGGAGAAUAUAAAGAUUUUAAGGGGUGGUGAGUGGUGCAGGGGGGGUGACAGUUUGAGCACUAAAAAGGACUUCCUGUUUUUUGAUCAUGUGAUCAGGGACAGGAUUUGAAGCCCCCUCUCUGAGGUUUGACUAAGUCUGAGCAACAAGGAAGUACCACUAUACUGGUAAUGUCAUUCUGCACGCAUCGUCAGGCCAAAUGUGGGAACUUCCUUUCUGGUUUGCUUUGAGAAAUGUGUAAUGGGAGAUCUACAGUUUCAUUCUUAGCUUCCACUUUGAACUCUGAGGUGAAAAUUCAUUUCAAACUGUUUUAAUUGCAGGCUUACUUCCCAGCUUAGUUGUAUGCUUUUUUAAUACUGUGGAAUCACUGGUGUUAAAAUUUGCACAAAAAUAUAUUUAAAAAAAGAAAUGUGACGUAUGUAACUGUAUGUGUGUGUGUGUAAACUUAAACAUGCAUAUGAUCUCACAAGCUGUGACACAGGGGUUACAUUAGAUAAGUCAAGUUAUUCUAGAACACUCACUGAAUUUUUUUUAAAUACUUUGAGAUAGUGGAGGGUGAAAUGUCAAAGGUGAAAUACCAAAACAGGCUCCAGCAAUGCUGUUGUUUUAAUCACCACAGUUUCAUCAUGUUGUAAUUCUCAAUGUCAAUAUCGAUCAUAUACACUAUAGUCAAAUGGCCAGAACUAAACAUUCCUUACUGUAGGGCUCAGUGAAGAUGUUAAAAAAAUAUGAAUGUUACAUGUUUUUAUGUAAUGCCAAAACGUGUUCUCAAUUUAUGGCCAAAAUUUGUUGGGUGUCUCUACCUCGUGUUAGAACAAAAGGAAACGAGUUGUGUAGAAGGAAAAAAGUCAAAACACUACAAAAUUCAUGUUGGUUUUAAUUUACACAGUAAACAUGUGUAAUGAUUAUGGACAAACUAGUUCUUCCUUUAUGCUGCAUUACCAUUUUCAUAUUGCAAUGCACAUUAUUACAUGUAUAUACUGUAAAAUAAAAUCGGUUGGUUUUACAUACUGUAUAAUUGCCUAUAUUUUGUUUCAAAUGUGUAACAGAUUUAUGAAACUGGUUAACACAUUAAAAGAAGGAACUGAA
Salvelinus namaycush (lake trout) is the source of this 3972-nucleotide messenger RNA. RefSeq names its product mitogen-activated protein kinase kinase kinase kinase 3-like. Gene Ontology annotation, molecular function: ATP binding; MAP kinase kinase kinase kinase activity. Gene Ontology annotation, biological process: protein phosphorylation. Lineage: Eukaryota; Metazoa; Chordata; Actinopteri; Salmoniformes; Salmonidae. The record is from RefSeq and is a predicted model, not a curated record. The transcript has 32 exons. The coding region runs from base 107 to 2650 and encodes 847 amino acids.